CCCAAAAUACCCCAAGAGCCAAUGGAGUGGGAAAACCCGGGACCCCGAGGAGAGGGAGAGAGGGCAAAGCAGCCGGGCUGCAGGGGGGAGGGAGCAUCCAUUUAGCACCCGGCUUAGCCCAGGAGCUCAGGGACAUUUUGGAUUCCUCCAGGGAUCGUGGUGACUCGUGGGUAGCAGGGCUGCUCUGCUGAUUCACUCCCACCGCUGCCAGCAUGGUGAUCAAAGUGUUUGUGGCCACAUCUUCGGGCUCUACAGCGAUAAAAAAGAAGCAGCAAGAAGUCGUGGGCUUUUUAGAGGCCAACAAGAUUGACUUCCAGCAAAUGGACAUAGCAGGAGAUGAGGACAACAGGAAAUGGAUGAGAGAGAAUGUCCCAGGUGAAAAAAAGCCUCAGAAUGGAAUUCCCCUCCCUCCACAGAUCUUCAACGAGGAGCGGUACUGUGGGGAUUUUGAAUCCUUUUUCUCUGCCAAGGAAGAAAAUAUCAUUUAUUCGUUCCUGGGCCUUGCUCCUCCUCCAGGCACAAAGGAAACUGAAAAGUCUGAUGCCACAGAGGAAAAGUCAGAAGCCACAGAGGAGAAGUCAGAAGCCACAGAAGAUAAAUCUGAUUCCAAGGAUGAACAUUCUGAUGCCACAAAGGAAACUGAGGCACACACAGAAGACAAGGCAGAAGAAGGAGCUCCUGAAGAGGCUCAGCCUGACCAGACACCACCAGAAGGUCAACAGGAAGGAGAGGAAGAGCAUGCAGCAACAGGGGAAGAAGAAGAAAAGCAAGGAGAGGGAGAAGAAAAGGAAGAGGUGGAGGAGCAGGAAGAGUCUUAGUACAGCUCCCUAUGGCACAAUAUUUCUUGAACAGGUUUUCAGGAAGCACCAGCUGGAGCCACCCCACCAAAGAAAAGAAAAUCCCUUUCUCAAGCAAAGCACCGCCACCUUUAGUGCCUGUGUGAACACAAAAACACAAACAGAGCACAGCCACCACUCUGUCCCACCUGUAACCUUUAUAUAUAUAUUUGGUAUUCCAGUUGCUUGUUGAAAUGGAUCUGCUGUCUGACAGCUGCUAUUUCAGUCAAUUGUUGUGUGUUGGGAUAGUUUUGUCCAUGUCACAUUUAGAUUGUGAGCUCUCCAGGGCAGGAACCACGUCUGUCUCCAUGUCCAAACACUGCCAAGCACCUUGCUGCCACUCAGCAGCACUCACACCCCUGUGACUUCAGAGGAAAAGAAAUUCAGCACUGAAAACUGCAAAGAGGCUUCCUGUACACAAGCCAUGUGAGUCACUUCUCCCUCAGCUGGCUUUUGAAAAUGAUUGAGAUUCCCAUUGUGCAGCAGUUGAAAUAAAUGUGUUUUCUGUCGUA
Molecule: messenger RNA, 1348 nt
Organism: Melospiza melodia melodia
Lineage: Eukaryota; Metazoa; Chordata; Aves; Passeriformes; Passerellidae
Gene: SH3BGR
Product: SH3 domain binding glutamate rich protein
Exons: 7
Coding region: 213-818 (201 amino acids)
Cellular component (GO): cytoplasm
Source: RefSeq, a predicted model, not a curated record